CAGCAACAAUGGUGUCCUGUGUGUGAGCGUGUGGUUCUUAUUGACGGGAUAACAGAUGGACAUGUGGACUCGGAUCAAAGCCAUCAGCUGGGGACGAGUUCAUCCAUCACCUUCCUGAUUGUUUCACAGCAGAUUAAAUAAAUGUCCUCCUUUAGUCUGUGAGAUUAAAAACAACCUGAAACUAAAUAAUCUGUUUGUGGAAACAUCUGAUUCUUGAGUUUGUAGCGUUAAACUGAAUGUUUUAACAGCAGGUCAAAGGUCAACCAGCUGCUCUGACCUGUACUAUCAUCUGGGUCAUGGUUAAUCCAGCACUGAUGCUGGAGGAGGAUUCUGAUUGGCUGUGUGUGAGGUGAGGAGGCUGUCACCUGUAUCUCUGAGGCAAAACAGAGAUUACUCAGAAAUCUGAGCAAAUGUCAGACAGGAAAUCAGGGUGCUUUAGUUUCCUGUUAGCUAGACUCCUUCAAAAUAAAAGCGGUUGAUGUUGGGAGGACUUUUCCUGCUGUUUAAAUUUCAUCCUCAAAUGUUUUAAUCUGAAAAAUAAAAUGUUUUUCAAUGUUAAAUUUUUUAUCUGAAUUUGCACCCCCACUCUCCUACACACACACACACACACACACACACACACACAUCCAGCUGAGCACCCCGUCUAUAGCGACCCAGAUAUGCUAAACCUCUAACGACACGAUGAUGGUAGAAGAGCUCAAAGACCCGCUGAGUCCAGAAUAGGUCGAGACGCAACCACCAGCAGAACCUCUUUAAUCUUCUGUCCAGAACUCAUCAGAACUUCUCAGUUUCUGGUUGAUGAGCUCUGGGUUCUAACCCACCAGAUGAACCAGAGGAUGCGGUUCUGACUGGGAUCAACUCCGGUUUUUCUGGUGUUUUUCUUCUGAAUCACUUUGAGUUUGAAUAAAACAUUUAAAACUAUGUUCUCUUGUUUCUGUUCCUGAACCUUUUCACACGUUUAAUGAAGUCUUUUUUUAAAUAUUCUGGUGGAUCCUGAUCGGACUUCCAUGGUUCUGUUUGAGUCCAACUCACGUGAAUCUGUGCUGCUGUUAUCAGGAGUUCAGGCUGCUCCUCUGGGUUCAGGAGACCAGCAGGACCCAGUUGUGAGACCAAGUUAUGUAUCUGACCACUGUGUGUGAUGUCAUCACCUCCCGUAACGGCUGAUUUCAUCACGUAACGGCUGCUGUCAUCAGUUUAACAGCUGAUGUCAUCACCUCCUGUUAAAGCUGACCAAAUAUGUAAUGAAAUCUUAAUUGUGCUUUUACUGAAAUGCUAAACUAUUUUAAAACCAGCCAGCUUUUCCACACCUGUCUCUCUGUAGGUCAGGGGUAGGCAGUCCUGGUCCUGAAGUAUCCAGCAUGUUUUAGUUGUUUCCCUGCUUCUCAACACCUGAUUCAUUGGUUGAACCACCUGCUCACCGGGUUUUCAGGUUCUGUGGAAGCCUGGUAAUCAACUACGGAUUAAAAUCAGGUUAGUUGGAGCAAGGAAACAACUAAAACAUGCUGCCAGCCAGGACAGCAUGUCCCUGCUCUGGCUGUGCAGGUGUGGCUGUGCUACUAUGGUAACUAGGAGAGCUAACCAGUGGAAUAUCACGUGGUGAUGAAAGUAUAAACAAACUUUAAGUAGAGACUCCGCUCAGGUGAGUCUGACACCUGCAGGAGGAGCGGAACUGGACUCGUCUUGUUUGAUUGGUGGUCCGGAUCGAUUCAAUCUUCUUCGUUUUGCGGUUUAGUUUGCUCCCGCGACCCCGCCCCCGCCAGGGAGUCCGGGUCAGUGAAGCGAGUAGACCCAGACAGGACUCAGAUUCUGCCUCCCCCUCCCCCCUCCCUCUUAAACUUUGAAGACUUUCUGCGCGUGCCCGAGACGCAGUUCGGAUGUUUCGGGACUUUUUGGACUUUGGGAGCAGAACCGAACCGAGACCAGUACGCUGAGAGACUACUCUGGAGGAAGAUGAUCCUGCGGGGGGAGCAGCAACCGGUCCAGUGAGAUCAUGAUGGACUUUUAUUCUGAAGGAGUUGGUGGACGAUGGAGGCUCCACCCUGUCUUCUGGAUUGUUCUGUUCUGGAUUUCUCUGCACAGAACUGCGCUGGGCUGCUCCUCCACAAACUGUAACGUGGUGCUAAUGGAGGUCCAGGGGGAGUUCACGUCACCCUGCUACCCCCAGAAAUACCCCAACUGGCAGAACUGUAAGUGGACCAUUCAAGCCCCUGCUGGCUUCGUCAUCGAGCUCUCCUUUUUGGACUUCGAAGUGGAGGAGGCGCAAGGCUGCAUCUACGACCGGGUUGUGGUGAACACCGGUAGCACGGAGGUUAAGUUUUGUGGCUUGACGGCCCGCGGGUUGACACUGAACUCAACAGGGAACGUGAUGGAGGUGUCCUUCACAUCCGACUUCAGCAUUCAGAAGAAGGGGUUCAAAGUUAGCUUCCAACACGUCGCCGUGGCGUUGAGGAACCAGAAGGUGAAGAUAUCUGAUGGUAAUGGGCAGGUCAUCAGGGUCUCCAGCUCGGUCUCCAUACCAGCGCUCAGAGAACUGACGGUCUGCUUCGAGGUGGAGCGCACAGCGUACAAUCAGAGAGAGUGGCUCUUCUCCUACUACGACACCAGCAGCAAUGUGGCUCUGAGCUUCGGGUCCAGCCAGACCGGGAUGAAGAUGGUCGUUGACCAAGUGGUUUGCCCAGUUCAGUCAAUCGUCUCUGCUGCUGACUUCACGUCCACCAUGAAGCCCUUUUGUCUCCUCUGGAGAUCCUCCAGUGGACUGGUGGAAGUUUUCUUCAACAGGGCCUCCGUCAGCAUCAGCUGCUCGUCCUCUACUGGUCACACCGUUCCAGCUGGUGGAGUCUUCCAGUUAGGAGGUCAGCAGAGCUUCAGCGGGAACAUGUACAACCUACGGCUGUGGGAUCGGGCCAUGACGCUGCAGGAGCUGGACGCUCUGACCUGCGACACAGCGGGAAACGUCAUCGACUGGGACAACAGCAACUGGACCAUCCCGUCCUCACUGGCCCAGACCAACAACACACUCAGCUGCAGUAUGAACCAGCUGACCCCCCCUGGAGCAGGCGCCCCAGCUGCUGAUUCUUCCUCCUCCACCUCCCCCACUAACACCAGCCAGGCUACUAAUGCCGUCACCCACGUCUCCACCCCCUCCACUAGCAUGCUCCUAACCCCGCCCACCAGCUCCGCUAACGCCUCCAUCAGCUCCAGCGCUGCUUCAUCUGCAUCCAUCGCUGCCUCAGCCGGCAUCUCCACACCUGAGGAGAUCCACCGUCCUCCAAGCAAAGCUCCACCCUCAAGGUCCAAACACCAGGCCCAUGGUCUCCGUGAGGAAUUAACUGCUGCAGGAAUGUUUUACUCCAUAAUCAGACGAUUCCGGCCCGCUUCCGAUUCCAGCCGCCUUGGAAGAACCAUCCAUGGUUGCUGUUCUAUUACGCAGAACCCCAGAGACUCAAGACAUCAGCCCAGACCCUUCAUCCAGGCUCCUUGGCCUAGGUCUUCUCGGGAACCCUCCUAUCCCAGACCUCUAUCCCACCGAAACCCUAGGCCUUCCCUGGGGUUAAUUUCCACCCCUCUGAGGAAACGGCGAGGAGGAAGACGCCCCGCCCCCACCAGGGCGAUGCCCAUUAGGCUGGCGGUUCAGGUCACCAAACCCACUGUCCCUCUAUUUGGACUCACCAGAGACAGGCCUCCAGCGGGAAACGUGUUCCUCAUUAACGUGUCCGCUCCUUUAUCCCGACCGAUCGUUGUUAACCAACCGGUCACUCCGGAGAAAUUCCCAACAACCACCCCAGACUUAGGAACCCGUCCUGGAUCACAGGCAUCUGUUCUGCCUCAGGACCCGUCUCCAUGGCAACGUAAAGACGGGCUGUUCUUUGGGGUUUUCAUGUUGGUGAGGUCACCGCUGAGUCAGCAGGAGGUGGAGCGGGCCGUGGCUCUGGGGCUGAAUGAAAGUCUCCGCGGCUGGAGUUUUUCUGUAGAGGACUUCAGGGUUUAUUCUGGCAAGCCGACAGGAAACGCGACCAGUUUCAGCUGCCAGUUCCUGCUGCUGAUCACCAACGAGAGCCUGGAUGGAGCCUUCAUCCUGGAUCAGCUGUCCACCCGGAUGCAGCUGGUCGGUGCCGGCCCGCAGGUCCAAAGCAGCGGCCUUUCCGUCCACUUAGCAGGAAACUGUAAGGAGGAGAACGCUCUGGACUACUUGUGGCCGGAGACCAGACCCAGAACCACCCAGUACCUGCCCUGCUUCCCCAACAAGGACCAGAGAGCCUCCAGAAGCUGCCUGAUUAAGCUAGAGGACUACAGCUCCGUCUGGUCCCCCGCCGACUUAACCAACUGCACAGUUACAGCAGAAAACGCCGCCAUCGUGGCGGAGCAGCUCAUUAACUUCACCAACAGCAACCUGACCAAAGAGAAGGUGUCUCAAGCGGUGACCAAGGUGCGGGAACUGGUGAGUUUGGAAACGAUCGACACGGCAAUGGCCAAAACCGUUGUCCACAUCAUCUCCAACGUCAUGUCCAACGUCAACGUCACCUCGGAGACGCCUCUGGUGAACAAGAGGGCGCUGAAGGCUGUGGAGAGGUUGGCUCAGAAAGUCACAUUUGAAGGUCCGUCCAUCAACAUCACCUCCAAACAUCUGGCUUUGGGAAUCCUGGCUCUCAACACUUCGAAUUUCAAUGGAACGUCCUUCAGCGCCUUCCUCCCUCCAAACUCCAGCGCCCCUCAGAUUGGCUUCGAGCUAACGGCUAACGCAUUAGCUCAAGUGACGCUUCCCCCGUCUCUGCUGUCCGGAGUCGUUAUGAGCGAAAUCGAGAGGUCCUCCCUGUCCAGGAUCAACUUCAGGUUCUUCAGCAGCACAAACCUCUUUGAGAAAAGGCAGAAAGAUUCGUUCCUGAACAGCUACGUGGUAGCAAGCAGUGUUGGGAACUUUUCUAUUAACGACCUGAGAGAUCCUGUGAAGAUUGAGAUUUCUCACCUGACUAAACAGGUGUCAUCGGGUAGAAAGUGUGUGUUCUGGGACUUCAGCUUGAACGGGGGCAACGGAAGCUGGAACGAGCGCGGCUGCAGGGUGGCGGAAGGAACGAGCAGCAAAACUGUCUGUCUUUGUGACCACCUGACUCACUUUGGCAUCCUGAUGGACGUUUCUCAGGCCUCCUCCAGAAUUGACUCGGAGAACAAGAAGGUUCUCACCUUCCUGUCCUACAUCGGCUGUGGCGUCUCGGCCGUCUGCUCCGCCGCCACGCUGCUCACCUACGUUGCCUUCGAACAGCUACGGCGGGACUACCCGUCCAAGAUCCUGAUGAACCUCAGCACGUCGCUGCUGUCCCUGAACAUGGUGUUCCUGCUGGACGGAUGGCUGGCCAGCCUGGACAACACCCAGGUGUGUUUGUCCGUGGCCGUGCUCCUGCACUACUUCCUGCUGACCUCCUUCACCUGGAUGGGUCUGGAAUCUGUCCACAUGUACAUCGCCCUGGUCAAGGUCUUCAACACCUACAUACGCAGAUACAUCCUGAAGUUCUGCAUCAUCGGAUGGGGUCUUCCUGCAGUUCUGGUUGGGAUCAUCGUCACGGUGAAUAAAAACUUCUACGGAGUUCUGAGGGACGGCGGAGACCCGUCAGCAAAAAUAUGCUGGAUCAGAGAUGCGAGUGUGUUCUACUCCACCUGUGUCGGCUACUUCUGCCUGGUCUUCCUGCUCAACGUGGCGAUGUUCUUCGUGGUGAUGACGCAGAUCUGCGGCCGGAACGGAAAACGCAGCAACCGCACGCUGCGGGAAGAGGUCCUCAGAAACCUGCGGAGCGUCGUGAGCCUAACCUUCCUGCUCGGGAUGACGUGGGGCUUCGCUCUGUUUGCUUGGGGACCUGUCUACCUGGCCUUCACCUACCUGUUCACCAUCUUCAACUCUCUUCAAGGUCUCUUCAUCUUCAUCUUCCACUGCGCUCUGAAGGAGAACGUCCAGAAGCAAUGGAGACGGUCCCUCUGCUGUGGCCCCUACAGGCUGUCCGACAACUCAGACUGGAGUAAGACAGCCACCAACAACACCAAGAAGGUGAGCUCAGACAACCUGGCCCUGUCCUCCAGCUCCUUCGGGUCCGGUACCUUCAACUGGACAGCCAAGGCUAAAGCUACGCUAACGCCGUUCUCCAAACGCCACAAGAACAGCGGAAAAUGUUUCUCCGGUCAGAGCGGACUCGUCUGCACCUCCUCCUCCUCUUCCUCAGAUGCUGAGCCUAACUCCUCCUCUUCCUCCUCCAUCCUCCCUGUCAGCCAGAUGAUCGAUAAGGUCAAAGGUUACUGCUCCACGCGCACCGACAACUUCUACAAGAACAUCAUCAUGUCGGACAGCUUUGUGAACUGCACCAGGCUCUGAAGGUUCUGGUGGGACCUGGACCCGGCCUGGAUGUCCUCCUGUCCUCUUUAAGGGUCUUCCAGUCAAAGAACUUUCCAUGUGUAAAUAUUCCUGACUGUAGGUGGGAUAGGGACUUCCUUUCAGCGGAAGAUUCUUGGAAUAAAGAAAGUAAAAUGUUUUAUUCUUCCUGGACUGAUUCUGGAACGUUUUCCAUCCAGGAGAAGCGGCUCCAACUUUCUACACCCAAAACUUUAAAAGAGAAUUCAUCUUUUGUUUUUAUUGAUUAUCAUGAAACAAAGUUUGCUCCUGUAGGAGCUUAGAAAUGGGAAUCCAGGAGGAAAACGUCACGGAGCAUCUGGAGUCGGAUUAUAGCUUCCCAUCUCUAAAAUGUUCCUAAAGUCUUCUCCAGAACUUUUCAUUUUUCCAUCAUUUAGCUGAGAGAAAAGGGAACAGAUUCAUGGAAUGGGUUGGUUUGGGAACGUCACAUUUCUGUUUUUCAGCUUGAGCCGGGAUGAGUAUCGGCUCUUCCAGGUCAGAGGUUCUGGUAGCUCCGAAUAGAGUUGCUGCUCCUCAACAUACAGCUCAGGUUCUGAUCCAGAAGACUCCUGGUCUCCUCCCAUGCCAACAGGGAGGAGACCCAGACCCUCAGGUAGGAAUCUUUAUCCCAUCUGGUCCAGGAACACCUCCGGAUCCUCUAGAAGGAGCUGUAGAUAAAAGGGAAUCUUCCAGAAUUUUGUAAACUGAUCGGGAUUAUCCGACUUAACCUGGAUUCUGAGUUGAGAGGAACAAGCUGGAGUUCAGAUCCGGGAAUCUCCGGAUGGAGGAGUUUCAGACACCCUGAUGUGAUUCUACUGUAUGACCCGACAGAACCGCUGUGGGAAACAUGACUGGGAUGUUUGUAAACAUCUUAUUCGUGUUCUAACAUUCCAGAGCUGAGACACGAGUCCUGGAAGGGUUCAGUCCCGAUCAUGAGUCAGUCUCUGUUUGGAAAACCGCUGACAGAACGUAGACAACAAACCGGAUCAUGUCCUGAUGAACAAAACAGUUCAGGAACAAGUUUUCCUGUUUUUUUGGGAAUGAUUGACCAUUUUCCUCCAGCGAUGCUUCAUGUGGAAGUUGAAGCUUCAUGUGUUGGAAAAGACGUUUUUAUUGUGUUUCUCAUCAAAAUGUUCAGAAAACGAUUCCAACAAACUUUAUUAAAAGCUCGGAGUAGAGCCGCUGCUCCUCCUCAUCGGAUCGCCUCCUGGUCUCCUCCCAGUGGAACAGACCUCGGACACUGGAGCGUUGAGGAGGUCUUCUAUCGCCUAAACUGACGUCGUGAUAAAGGGACAUAAAUGUGGGAAUUUGUUUGUUUAGUUGUUUUUUAAGAAGAUUUAAUGAAGUUUUUUGUUCUUGUUCCGACUUUUUGGUUUUUAGAGUUUAGAGUGAAAACAAAAACAUUUGUUACUCGGAGUCAGCCGGGUCCGGUCAGUGGUUCAUCAGGAACGCAUCGCUCCAGCCGGCCGGCUCUCUCACACACACACGCACACACUCACACACACAGCUGGUGUGAUGCUGCACACACAGAAACAGGAAUCAGAUAUCAUUAUGGUCAGAAAAUGGAAAAAUGAGUGUGAGACAAAACAGAUUUCCGAAAGGAAAACCAGAACUAUUCCAUUCUCUUCCUUUAAACUCACACGAAUGAAUUUAGUUUCCUUGUUUGUCUCUGGGGUCAAAGGUCAGCGUGGUCUCUGAGGUGAGGAGGACGUUUGGUUGUUUAAUCUCAGCUGCUGCUGGUAAAGUGGGAAUCUGACAGUUUUCUGGAGCUCUUCACACUGAAGAACCGAUAAAAGGAAUGUUUGGUCCAAAAAUGAAAAGUUUUAUUCACCUCUGAAACCUCAUCCAAUCACGGUGAACUUCCUGUUCGUAACAUUUGGAUCCUGAUGCAUUAAUCAAACUGUGCUGUCUGGGAAUGCAUGUGAGUGAGUUCCAGUCGGGUUCUGGAAGUUUCUACUUGUUAACCACAGAGUUUAACCCAGACUGCCAGCAGCAAGAUGAGACGAAAGCACAGUUUGGGGGGUGGCAUUGACCUGGAGUGUAGCUCAGCAGGUCUGUGUGUGGCGCUCAUGUGUGUUUCUGCAGCCAUCACACUCUGGGGGCGGAGCCUGAGAAGGAGCUGUCUCAUUUUCCAAACUGUAGCUAGCGUUUCCCGAGAACGUGACUGCACAAUCAGUCCAUUUGUCUUUUGACUGUUUUCAUUUCAUUUGUUUUAUAUGAAGUAAAAACAUAUUUGAACGUUUCUGAGACUCAUGCUGCUGUUAAACCCUGUAUGGAGCUAAGUCUGUACCAAAACUUUGUCUGGUUAAAACGUUUCAACUUGAAAAAGAAUUUCAAAAUGAAGAAUUUUGUAAAACAAAAAAUGCAUUUCAAAUAAAAAUACAAUCAAACUAAAUGAAUAAAGUUCAUUUGAAUGUU
Nothobranchius furzeri (turquoise killifish) is the source of this 8788-nucleotide messenger RNA. RefSeq names its product adhesion G protein-coupled receptor G6 (gene adgrg6). Gene Ontology annotation, cellular component: plasma membrane. The record is from RefSeq and is a predicted model, not a curated record. NCBI's taxonomy places the organism in Eukaryota, Metazoa, Chordata, Actinopteri, Cyprinodontiformes, Nothobranchiidae. Gene Ontology annotation, molecular function: laminin binding; G protein-coupled receptor activity. Gene Ontology annotation, biological process: heart trabecula formation; adenylate cyclase-activating G protein-coupled receptor signaling pathway; myelination in peripheral nervous system.